ACGGUAAAGAGAAGAAGAAGCUAAUGGCGGGUUUGUUCCAGUGAAGGAAAUGUGUUCCGUUUAAUUCAUUUAGAGAUUUUACUCCAUUUCAUGUUUUGAGAGACGGCGACAAAAUGGCGACUUUAGUUCUGGAUAACGGAGCUUAUAGCGCGAAGAUCGGCUUCAGUCAGGAGAAAGUGCGUGUCAUCCCAAACUGUCAGUUUCGCUCGAAGACGUCGAGAUUGAAAACGUUCACAGCCAAUCAGCUGGAUGAGAUCAAAGAUCCCUCAGGACUCUUUUACAUCCUCCCUUUCCAGAAGGGGUAUCUGGUGAACUGGGACGUCCAGAGGAAGGUUUGGGAUCAUCUGUUUGGGAAAGAGAUGUUUAAGGUGGACUUUGCGGACACCAGCGUCAUCAUCACGGAGCCCUACUUCAACUUCUCCUCCAUCCAGGAGUCCAUGAACGAGAUCCUGUUCGAGGAGUACCAGUUCCAGUCGGUUCUGCGGACCAACGCCGGCUCCCUCAGCGCUCACCACUUCUUCUCCUCUCGGCCCUCGGAGCUCUGCUGCCUCCUGGUGGACGGAGGCUUCUCCUUCACUCACAUCAUCCCAUACUGCCGCAGCAAGAAGAUGAAGGAGGGCAUCCGCAGGGUGAAUGUAGGAGGGAAGCUGCUGACCAAUCACCUGAAGGAGAUCAUCUCAUAUCGGCAGCUUCAUGUGAUGGAUGAAACUCACGUGAUAAAUCAGGUGAAGGAGGACGUGUGCUACGUGUCGCAGCAGUUCUUUAAAGACAUGGAGAUAUCCCAGAUGAAGGGCGAGGAGAACACGGUGGUCAGGGAUUACGUUCUCCCAGAUUUCAGCUCCAUCAAAAAAGGCUUCUGCAAGCCUCGGGAGGAGAUGGUGUUCAGCGGGAAGUAUAAGACCGGAGAGCAGAUCCUGAGACUCGCCAACGAGCGCUUCGCCGUCCCCGAGAUGCUCUUCCACCCGUCAGACAUCGGCAUCCAGGAGAUGGGCAUCCCCGAGGCCAUCGUGCACUCCAUACAGUCGCUGCCUGAAGAGAUGCACGCUCACUUCUUCCAGAACAUCGUGCUGACGGGAGGAAACAUCUUGUUCCCGGGCUUCAGGGAACGUUUGGAGGCGGAGCUUAGGGCUCUGGCCCCCGCCCACCUGCCCGUCUCCGUCCUGCAGCCCGACAACCCCAUCUGUUACCCGUGGGAGGGCGGGAAGCUGCUGGCUCACAGUCCAGACUACGAGGAGAUAGUGGUGACACGAGAGGACUUCGAGGAGAACGGACAUUUCAUCUGCGAGGAAAAGUUCGACAUCUGACUGAAAACAAACUCCUCUCACGGAGGUUGGAGAGGAAACCCUGCAUGUUUCAUAUUCAGUCUACAGGAUCUGCCUUCAACGUGCAGGACGGAUUCAAACCACCAGACAUGCUGUUUCUCUACAGCUGUUCAAUGUGAUUUCAGUGUGUUGUAUAUUUGUUGUGUGUGUGCAGACGUCAUGGCUUCAACACUUCCUUUGGGAACGUCAAUAAAUGCUGAUAUUACAUUUUG
Messenger RNA from Trematomus bernacchii (emerald rockcod), 1534 nucleotides. RefSeq names its product actin related protein 6 (gene actr6). Gene Ontology annotation, cellular component: Swr1 complex. The coding region runs from base 114 to 1304 and encodes 396 amino acids. Gene Ontology annotation, molecular function: nucleosome binding. NCBI's taxonomy places the organism in Eukaryota, Metazoa, Chordata, Actinopteri, Perciformes, Nototheniidae. The record is from RefSeq and is a predicted model, not a curated record. The transcript is spliced from 11 exons.